AUGACCUCCAAACUUCUUGUUCUCUCUAUUUUCGUCAUUCUCUUCGCCUCGACCGCAGCGCAAUGGGGUUAUGGGGGCUACCCCGGAAUGGGUGGUUAUGGCGGCUAUGGCGGCUACGGAAUGGGCUAUCCUGGAGGAUAUGGUGGUUAUGGAGGCUAUGGAGGCUUUGGACAAGGAGGCUAUGGUGGCUAUGGACCGGGAGGCUAUGGAGGCUUUGGACAAGGAGGCUAUGGUGGCUACGGACAAGGAGGAUACGGCGGAUACGGUGGCUACGGACGACAUCAUCAUCACCAUGGAAUGGGAGGCUAUGGCUAUGGAAAGAAAUAA
Messenger RNA from Bursaphelenchus xylophilus (pine wood nematode), 327 nucleotides. NCBI's taxonomy places the organism in Eukaryota, Metazoa, Nematoda, Chromadorea, Rhabditida, Aphelenchoididae. The record is from the annotation of a GenBank genome assembly.